Messenger RNA from Scomber japonicus (chub mackerel), 5060 nucleotides. It is a transcript of the gene cgnb, whose product is annotated as cingulin b. Lineage: Eukaryota; Metazoa; Chordata; Actinopteri; Scombriformes; Scombridae. The record is from RefSeq and is a predicted model, not a curated record. Gene Ontology annotation, cellular component: myosin complex. The transcript has 20 exons. The coding region runs from base 137 to 3748 and encodes 1203 amino acids.
GCCGCUGCUGCUGUUGCUGUAAAGGCGGACUCGGGACUCCUGGAAAGAAGAAGAAGAAGGAGGAAUAUUUCUGGAUCUGGUUCAUCUUUGCAGGUGCAGUAGAAUAAGCUGUCCGUGCAGAAACCAGGAAAUCAACAUGAGCACUCUCUCCACUGAUAGGAAACCGCUUGUGGACUAUGGUGUUCAGAUUCGCUUCAUCAAGGAUCUCCACGAUACAGGCGGAGGUUAUCCUGAUAAAUCCAAAGCAAACCAGAGUGCAACUCCUCCCUCCAAUAAAUACGGGGUGGCAGUGCGGGUUCAGGGAAUCUCUGGGCAGCCUUAUGUGGUCCUGAAAGAUGGUGAGAAAGGUGACUCGUAUGGCGUUCAGCUAAACACUCCAACCCCAAGCUCAGGCCCCCCCUCACCCUACAACAGUCUCCCCAAAAGCAAAGAACCAGCAGAAUUCACAAACCCCUAUGGCACUGCUAUAAAUAAGGCUCGCUCCCCUGUUUCUCCACCCGAGGAUGAGGAUGGGGAGAUUUUUGGGAGCCCUCUUAAAAGACCACCAGGGGACGGGCAAGCAGGAACUCAAGGGGAGGAGGAGGGCGGGACUGGCAGAGGAGGACAGGUGGAAAGGUCAAAAUCUGAACCCCAACUCAAAGCAACAGCCAAUGAAGAAGAGAAAAAUAGAGAUCGGACUAGUAAUGAGGAGUAUAAUGAAGCAGGGUUAAAACCUGUCAAAAUAAACAGUGUGGGACCCCAAAGGGCCAAACAAAACGGAACAGGUUUCACCGGCUCUCUGGGACGGUACAGUGGAAAAAAAUAUAAUACUGCUUCCCCUUUAGAGUCGUUCCUUGAACCUCCAACUGCAAAUGAUGAGAAUCCUGCCCCAGUAAUCGACACCAACUCGCUGGCUCCCAUCAACAAGCUCAUCAACAAGUUCAACAGUGGAACGCCAGGAAGCGCCCCUCAGACCAGAGGCCGCCCCGGAGCGAGGCAGCGGCUCAGAUUUGACGAACGCCGGAGGUCCAGAAGUCUUGAUGCCCGAAAAGAUGUUCAGCCUGAGGUUUCCCUUCCCUCUCCUCCCUCUCCGACUAUAAAUCCCUACGCUUGUCCUCUGUCUUCCUCCUCCAAUGUGUUGGCGUCAUCUACCCCGGCGAGCGGUAGCCUGGGAAGGAGCCCUGCAUCUGUUGUCAAGGUGACAGCACAAGAGGCCCCCAAGCCGAGCUUCAAGUCACCAGGGAAGUUUGUUGCCAAGGACACCCCUCCAGCUGUAGCAAAAAAGCCUGAGGUACCUCCAAGGAGUCUGACUCGAAACACAGGGGUCGUCAGUGCUGAGGAUGCUCAAGUUAAGCAACCUGUUUCCAACUUCUUCAAAAACAGCCCCAGUGACAGUGAGGGAUCCCUCAAAAGACAGGCCAACCCUGUCUAUGAGAACACUGGCAGUUUAAAGAGGGGAGGAUCUGAUGGGAACCAGAAAAAGGGAAACCUUGAGGAGCUUCAGGAGCAACUCAGACGAUGUAUGAAAGAUUUGCAACAGGCCCAUGAUGAGUUAGCUGAAGAGCGUAUGGCCAGAGAGGGGGCAGAGACUCGUCUGCGCCUACAAGAAGAUCAGUUGGCUGAGCUUCAGGAGGACCUGAGGAGAGUUUCAGAAAACUCACCUCACUCAGAUUUGCUGCAGACGGAUGUGAUGACUCUGCAGGCAGACCUGGCAGAAGCUGCCAUGUUACGUCAGCGCCAGGACGACACACUACAUCAGCGGGAACGGGAGUUGACGGCCCUGAAGGGGGCGCUCAAGGAGGAGGUGGAGUGUCACGACAGAGAAAUGGAGGUGCUGAGGGAGCAGUACAGCAAAGACAUGGAGAACCUGAGAAGAACCAUGGCUCAGGUCACACAGUCCCAGGAGCAGAUCGAAGAGGAGCGGGAAAGGGUGAACGCCUCCAUAUUGACCUUGGAGGAAGCACUGGACAGCUGCAGAGAUCAGGGAGAACAGUGGAAGAUGCAACUGGACGAGACUGAGAAGGAGCUGGGCAGCACCAGAGAAGAGCUGCUGAAAUCUCAUCAGGAGAAGGAGGAAUUUGAGGGCGAGCUGAAGGAUCUAAAGGAUUCACUGCUCACCAUGAAGAAACAAAUGCCUGCGCCUGGUGAUAACAUUGGUUUGGCAGAGGAGCUCAAGCGUUGCCAUGACGAUCUGAAGCGGGCCCGCGCCGAUCUGGACAAACAAAAGAGCGAGUUAGACACGAAGAGCAAGGCACUUCAAGCCCUGAAGAAAGCGAGUAGAGAGCGGGAGGCCGAGCUUCUGUCGGAGAUCGGCAGUAUGAAGGAGCAGUCGCAGAAAGACAAGGCCGAGCUGGAAAAGACGCUCGAGAAGGCAAAAGAGUCAUCAGCUGCUUCUUCAGGGAGAACAGUGGUGGACAACAGUACCAACCUGGAGCUCCAGGAGACAAACGCUCGCCUCAGAGAGAGGCUGGCCCGCAUGACGAGGCUUCACUCCAGCAUGCCCUGGAGCGCAGAGACCGAGGAGGCAGUAGAAGCCCUGGAGGAUGAGAACCGCUCCCUGAAAUCUCAGCUGGAAGAGGCCAAGAGAGGAGCCACUCGACUGACAAAGGAGAGGGAUGACCUGACCCGACGCCUGGAGGAGAGGGACCUUGAGAGAGAGGCGCUACGGAGGGGCAAGAGCGACCUGGAGGAGCAGAAGAGGCUGCUGGACCGAGCUCUGGAGAAGAUUAACAAAGAGAUGGAGAUGAUGAUGGGGGAUUCCCGUCAGUCGGUGGCUACCCUGCAAACACAACUUGACGAGUACAGGGAGCGCUCGAGGAAGGACCUGCUGGAGGCUCAGCGAAACAACAAGGACAAGCUGGCCGAGCUGCAAAGAGUUCAGGGCAACCUCAAGGCCCAGCAGGAAGAGAUUUCUCGUCUAAAGAAGGAGCUACUGACGUGCAGCGAGGAGAGAGACAGCGCCCAGUUGGAGAGAGACCUUCUUAACAACCGUCUCAAACACUUGGAGAGUGAACUAGAAACAGAGAAGGGCACCCACACUGACCGUACCAGGGAGGUCAGGGGCCUGGAGGAUAAAAUAAAGGCACUAGAGAUCGAGCUGGAUGAGGAGAGGAGCAGCGUGGAACUUCUGAAUGACCGCAUCACGCGCAGCAGAGACCAGGUGGACCAGCUUCGUUCAGAACUGAUGCAGGAGCGUUCUGCGAGACACGACCUGGAGAUGGACAAGAGUGCACUAGAGAGACAGUUGAAGGAGCUGAAGUCACGUGUGGCAGACAUGGAGGGACAGACUCGUCCCUCAGCUGGGAUCACUCUGCUGGAAAACAAAAUUCAGGAAUUGGAGGAGAGGCUGCGCAGUGAAGAAAGAGAGAAGACCAGCAUCCAGGCCUCCCAGAGACGAACAGAGAGGAAACUGAAGGAGCUAAAUGCCACACUGGACCAGGAGAGGAAACAGCAUGUUGAGCAGAGGGAUCAGCUGUCUCUGCGUGUGAAGGCCUUAAAACGGCAGGUGGACGAGAGUGAGGGGGAGGUGGAGCGUCUGGAGGGGGUGCGUCGGAAGGUCCUGAGGGACUUGGAGGAGCAGCAGGAGCUCCAGGAGACACUGCAGGCCAAAGUCACAGCACUGGAGACUGAGCUAAAACGGAAAGUGCAGCAGACACAUCGUUCAGGUCUGAGCUCCUCUGCUUUGAGCUCUGAGGAUGAGGACGGUCUCUGUGACAGCAACAUCACCUCCAUCUUGAACGAGAGCCACCUGCAGACCACCAAUUGCUAGAGGAGGAUGAGGGCAAGCAGAAAAAAAAGGAGCUGCUUUGGUUUUUCAGUGUAAAAACUUUUGUCAGAGGAAGGUACUCAGGGCAUCUCGCUUGUGUGAAGAACUCAGUUGCCAUGCACUUCAAAUUUGCCUUGCAGUUGUUCUCAGUUUUAUUUUUAGUGCAACAGUCCAGCAGAGACAGGUUGUCAGGAUAAUUAGAUUGCAUCUUUGAGCCUUCAGCUGUGAUUAUGAUUGCUUUACUACUUUCAUGUUUUACCUGUGUUUUGCUUCUCUGCUAUGUUGAAGAAAAGAGAUACUGUUACACUCAGAAAUACAAGGUUUUACUUCCUGUACUUCAACUUAAAUCAUGUUUUCAAGACAUUUUUAUUAUGUGUUCAUUGUAUUGACUAUAUAUAAUACUAUGGUAGCAAAAGAUUCUGCUCUGAGCUCAUACGGUAGCGAGUUAUUUUUCAAGUGUAGCUCAUGUGAUGCCAGAAUUACAAAUUGAAACCACUUUUGAACCAAAAAACUAGCUUAUAUUUUGUAUUGUUCUGGUCUUUGUUGGUUUUAUCUGUUUGCUUGCGCAUGAUAAGUGACAUCUCUGUGUUGUGAGCAGCUCUAAGUGUUUCUUUGUGUAUUGAACGUGGUGAUUGCAUUUUGUUUGACUAUUUUUACCUUUUUGAAUGUGACAAUUAUGGGCCAUUUAAAACUGAGCCUACAUUUUUAAACGGUAUUAACUGUGCAUACCAGUUACUGGAGACAAUCAAUAUACGUAGCACUGUUUCCUCACCAAUUAAUCUUCUCCUUUAUACAUUUUUUACUUUAACCACCACAUUUCUUACUAUAAUUUAACAUAUUGCUUUUGUGUUUAGCUCAGUUUGUGUGCAUGUUUUCACUCAAAACCUUAAAAAUGAGCUGCAUCCUAAUUUUCGCUUAAUGUUGUCAUCGCAUAAGUUCUGUAUUUGUGCCUCGGCGGCUGUAAAAUAUAUGAAUGUUACUUCACAUGCUUGCCUGCGCUUGCAUCUAAUAUACAUUCCUAUGGGAAGAAUCAUUAGCUUAGAUUUGGAAGCGUUUCACAUUUCUUUUUGUUGCUCCUGGCUAUUAUGAAUGUUGAUUAUAUUCUCUCUAUGACAUUUUGAUGGUGUUAUUACAUUUGAAAUGUGUCACUUUUAAAGUACAAGCAGCAAUUUGAGGAUGUUUGAGGACAAUGAGGAGAAUUUUAAGAUAUGUUUAUGAAGCUGCUGGUAAAAUUUGUUAUGCGGUGUAGAGCUUUGUAAGCUUUCCCCAAACGUUUUUGACAGAUAUUUUAAGUACAUUUUGAAUUGAGUGUAUA